AUGUCCGGGAAUCAGCAGCCAGUGUCGAAGGGCCUAACCCAUCAACGAAACCAUUUGCGCACCCCCGAUAAUGCCGCCGGACAUGGUCAGGUCGCGACAGACGAAUACGGCCAUCCUCUGGUCCAAAUCGACCCCAAGGCGGAGUCUCGACUGCGAAUGAAAAUAGACUUGUUCAUCGUUCCCACUGUGGCUCUCCUGUACCUAUUCUGCUUCAUCGACCGUGCCAAUAUCGGAAACGCCAAACUCGCGGGGUUCGAAGCUGAUCUCCAUCUAACCGGCAAUGACUUCAACAGCGUCCUCUCCAUAUUUUUUAUUCCCUACAUUCUUUUGGAAAUCCCUUGCACGGUCUGCUGCAAAUGGAUCGGUCCAGGCUGGUUCAUACCCUCCACCACGCUGGGAUUCGGGAUCUGCUCGCUCGGCACAGCCUUUGUGAGCACCAUCCACGGCGCCUCGGGCGUGCGAUUCCUCCUUGGCCUCUUCGAGGCAGGGAUGCUCCCGGGGAUUGCAUACUAUCUGUCACGAUGGUAUCGACGAAGCGAGCUCAUCUUCCGUCUCUCAUGCUACAUCGUUAUGACACCACUAGCCGGUGCAUUUGGGGGACUGCUCGCGUCUGCGAUCCUUAAACUGGACCAUUUCGGCAGUCUGCGUCACUGGCGUAUGAUCUUUGCCAUCGAAGGCAUAAUCACAAUCGGACUGGCCAUAGUCUCUUUCUUCACUCUCACCGAUCGCCCCGAGUCUGCCCGCUGGCUAACCGCGGAGGAAAAGGCCCUUGCCGUUGCGCGCGUAAAAUCCGAACGCGUGGCCACCACCGAGAUGCUUGAUCGUCUCGACACUACAAAAACACUACGCGGAAUCCUUAACCCAGCUACGCUUGGCACGGCGCUCAUGUUCUGUCUGAACCAAAUCACCGUGCAAGGUCUAGGGUUCUUCGCCCCCACGAUUGUUAAAAACAUCUAUCCAGAUUCCAGCGUCAUCUCGCAGCAACUGCACACAGUGCCGCCAUACGUGGUGGGUGCGCUCUUCACGCUCCUGUUCCCGUUCCUCUCGUGGAGACUCGAUCGUCGACUGGUAAUUGCAUUGGUGUGCGCUCCGCUGAUGAUGAUCGGGUAUAUUAUGUUUCUUGCGACGACGGACAAGAAGACGCAGUAUGGGGCUACAUUCUUAAUUGCCAGUGGAUCGUUCACGUUCGGGGCUCUCUGUAAUGCGAUUGCGUCGGCGAAUGUAGUCUCUGAUACGGCGAGGUCGUCCGCUAUCGGGACCACCGGGUUGAUUGGGAAUAUCGGUGGGUUAAUUUCGACGUGGUCGUAUUUGGCGACGGAUGCUCCGUUAUAUCAUAUCGGGAACGGGUUGAAUUUGGCAGCAGCAUCGGCGACAUUGCUUGUCGCUAUUGCACUGUUGAUAUAUAUGACUUGGGAUAAUCGACGAAGGCAGCAUCGUGACGUACGCAGUGAACUAGAGGGAUUGGGUCAGAAAGAGAUAGAAGAUUUGGAUUGGUGGCACCCGGCGUUUAGAUGGAGACCGUAG
This is a messenger RNA of Aspergillus tanneri, 1524 nucleotides long. RefSeq lists its product as uncharacterized. Lineage: Eukaryota; Fungi; Ascomycota; Eurotiomycetes; Eurotiales; Aspergillaceae. Gene Ontology annotation, cellular component: membrane. Gene Ontology annotation, biological process: transmembrane transport. The record is from RefSeq and is a predicted model, not a curated record. The transcript is spliced from 3 exons. The coding region runs from base 1 to 1524 and encodes 507 amino acids. Gene Ontology annotation, molecular function: transmembrane transporter activity.